Molecule: messenger RNA, 4256 nt
Organism: Aplysia californica (California sea hare)
Lineage: Eukaryota; Metazoa; Mollusca; Gastropoda; Aplysiida; Aplysiidae
Product: poly(ADP-ribose) glycohydrolase
Biological process (GO): nucleotide-sugar metabolic process; regulation of DNA repair; carbohydrate metabolic process
Cellular component (GO): nucleus; cytoplasm
Molecular function (GO): poly(ADP-ribose) glycohydrolase activity
Source: RefSeq, a predicted model, not a curated record
GGUAAAGUAAAGAGGAAUGUCACAAGGAGAAAAGAAGUAUAUUCAGACGACUCUGUCAGAGUCUUUUACAAGGACAGACGAAAAGAAAAGGAAACAUUGUGAAGAAGACGUUGAUCAGCUGGGCACAGAAUCGAGCAGCAUGGAACGUUCCAGGGACUCUAAUGGGGGAGCGAAGGCUUUGAAACCUGGUCCUUCAGCUAAUGAUGAAAGAAAGGGUUUUCCUGGUUCUCGUGGAGGUGCUUCAAGGGAUAAACCUCUAAACAGUAAUAUUGAGGAAUCUGACAAUGGGAGAACAAAGUCCUCCACACAUAGUUCGAGUUCUUCAGCUUUUGAUGACAAAAGACGUGAUUUGGAUGAUUAUCACGGUGAUUCUUCAAAGAAUUAUGACGACGAUCAUUUUGAAGAUGAGCAUGGCUCGAAAACAGAUCCUGAUUUAGAUGAUGAUGGGGACAAUGCAGGCAUAAUGACAAUGCAGCCUACAAGUAAACCUGCAAAAACUUAUUGGAAGGGGGAACCUAUUAAGGAUUUGCGCUAUGCUCCUGAUUGCUUCAAGGAUGAGGCGCCAAUUGAGUGGAGGGCUUCUCAUGAAACCAAGGUCAUGUUUGAAAUACCCCAAUCGGAGCCCCCUACACCGUAUCCCCGUGAAUAUUUUGAACAGAGCCAUUUGGACAAGUCCAACUUUGUGUUCAUGCCUUGCUCACCCGCAAGUGAAAUACCCUGCCCACAGACCCCAGGGAAAAUUGUCCGUCGCUGGAAAGUGAUUGAGUCAUCGUUACAUCAAGAUUUGCCUGGUAGUUUUGAAUUACAGGAUGCCAUCUUGAGUUACAAUUUUCAUUAUAGGAAAAAAUGGGACUUUGAGAACUUUCACAGUUACUUCAAAAAGUGUUCUCCAAAUGAAAGAACAGACUUUUUUAACACUGUACUUCCAAAGAUGCAGAGGCUUGCUCUACAGCUACCUUCACUUUGCACUCAGCCUUUGCCAAUGCUUAAAAGGAACCAAAAUCGUAAGCUUGUCAUCAGCCAGCAGCAAGCAGCUUGUCUCCUUGCCAAUGCUUUCUUCUGCACAUUUCCUGGGAGAAACUUCAGGCAGAGAGGGGUUAUUCCGGAUAUCAACUUCAGCAGCCUUUUCAAUGGUCCUUCCUGUUCAAGAAAGAUUGAAAAACUGAAAUGCAUUUUCCACUACUUCAAGAGAAUCACAGAAAAAAUGCCCACAGGAGUACUGUCCUUCAACCGUCGGACCUUGGACAAUACUUUGUGGCUGAAGGACAGCGUUGAUUUUACAAAGAUGCACGUGUCAUGUGAUGGAACCAUAGAAGAUGAUGGACGUGGAAUGCUGCAGGCUGACUUUGCCAACAAGUAUGUGGGUGGAGGAGUCCUGGGUCGAGGCUGCGUGCAGGAAGAAAUUCGCUUCAUGAUCUGUCCAGAGAUGAUUCUCUCUCGACUUUUCACCGAAGUCUUAGAGGACAGGGAUAUUUUGAUUAUGAAAGGUUGUGAACGAUUCAGUAAUUACGCUGGGUAUUCUGACAGCUUCAAAUGGAAUGGAAACCAUGUUGAUACAACUGAAAGAGACUGUUUGGGAAGACUGUGGACAGAGGUGGUUGCUAUGGAUGCUGUACGGGUCAAGAGGACUGACAACCAGUUUGCAGAGCAUAUGGUCAAUAGAGAACUGCACAAGGCCUUCUGCGCUUUUGUUGACCCUGAGCACAACGACAAUCUGCCUGCUGUUUGCACUGGGAACUGGGGCUGUGGGGCAUUUGGAGGAGAUAAGCAUUUGAAAGCUUUGAUCCAAAUGAUAGCUGCCAGCCAUGCAAAGAGAGAGAUGUGCUAUUUCACCUUUGGCGAUAAUUCAUUGUGUGAUGAGAUUGCCAAAAUUAACUACGUUCUAUGCAGUGAAGGACUCUCUACAGUGGACGUCCUGAACAAGAUCAGAGAGUUUCGCCACCAAGAGCUGCUUGGCAAUAAGAAAUCCUUGUUUAAGUUCAUCGUGACAGAGUUUGGUUUGGGAUGGAAAGAUGUUUAGGAAGUGGGUCAUCUUCGUUUUCAAGAGCACUGUUUAGGGUCUGCAGUGAGGAGACAAAUUUGGGGGUUGUUACCUUUAUUAUUAUUGUUCUUUGUCAUGUACGUCCUACCACCUUCGUUACUUUUUUCUUUGACAUGUGCCUCCUCUCCUUUCAUAUCGUUUUCUUUGACAUGUGCCUCCUCUCCUUUCAUUAUCGUUUUCUUUGUCAUGUGCCUCCUCUCCUUUCAUUAUCGUUUUCUUUGUCAUGUGCCUCCUCUCCUUUCAUUAUCGUUUUCUAGGCCUGAACGUCCUCUCCUUUCAUUAUCGUUUUCUUUGUCAUGUGCCUCCUCUCCUUUCAUUAUCGUUUUCUUAGGCCUGAACGUCCUCUCCUUUCAUUAUCGUUUUCUUUGUCAUGUACCUCCUAAACUUUCAUUAUUGUUUUUGUGUACCUGUCAGGUUAACAAAGAUGAUGGCAGUCCUGAGGAAGGAGAGUUGUUGAAUGGUUAUGUUAUAUCCUGUUCAUUCUCUUUGUUCGUUGUCAUAAAUACUCCUCAGUUUCCCGCCCUCUGUGAUCAGACACUAAAUUUUACAGACUUUUUCCCCCUUUCUGCUAAUGCUUGUUUUCCUUUUUUUCUACUUCCACUUUGUUUCCCCUUUGGUUUUUCCAGCUUUAAUUUAAUGAACUUGUGUUGUUUCUAUCUCCCCCUGCCCUGGAAAGGCGCUGAUAAUAUUAUUCCUUUUUUGCACUGUGUGUAGUGUUUCUACUGUGACCAGUUUCUUACAUGUCUAUUUAAAACACGGGCAAUCAAUAAAUUGCCAUAUGUCAUCAUAUAUUGGCAAGCACCGUCCCCUUAGUUGGUGGAUUGUUCACUAACACCAACACUUCAAAACAAAACAAAUCAAGGUUUAUGCUCUACUUAUGUAUUUUUCAUCAAGUCUUAAAUGUAGAUCUUUCAAGUGUAAGUUUUCACUAACCUGUAUUAGAUCUAGAUCCAGUUUUGUGUUCCUCCUCGCUGGGCCCAGCUCGCCUGAGUUCUGUCUUCUCUCUAGGCUCCUGACACGAGAAAUUCUCCCGUGAGUAGUCACCGGCUGAAUAUAAACAACUCACGGGCUGAAUGUAAUGUUUGCCACUUUGGACUUUGGAAGGCCAAACCGUGGCCUACAAGUGGAACGAGGAGCAGUCGUUUUCUUUCACAGUGACAAUGUCCGGAUUUCAUUGCGUUGUUCAGGUCCUUUAAAAAGUUGCCUAUUAUAUUUCCAGAGAGCCAAAGUAAAAGAAAUAUCUUUCUUAUUUCAUGGAUAAGAAGCUCAGGCUUAAUAAGCACUUUUUUGUGUGGGGGGUUUUAAGUUGUGUCCUAUAUAAGGUGAUAUACAUUACUGAACUGAGCUGAUGAGAUCUCGAGUGGUUCGGCAAGGCACCUUCCAGGGAUGGAAGCUGCUUUUCAUGUUCUUGUUCAUCUUUAAAUGAACAUCCCAGUCUUUAGUGAGAAGACUGCACUGCUGUUUGCAGCAGGACCUCCAGGUCCCCAUAGAGUUUUGGGUCUCUCUGCCCAGGGUUGGGCCAAUAUUUCUUUCUGAGCACCUUGAGCACUGUGCAGGCUUUCAGCAAAUGGUUCCCUAUUUGAACGCCGGUUCCGCACUGACCAUGCUCUGACUGAAGCUGCUUUGUUUUUUGUUUUUGUUUUUGUUCAGUUGUGUUUGGGUUCGUAGCCACUCAAAUAAUCUUUGCGCUCAUUCCAUUGUGUGUAGUGCUUCUUGAUUACUUGAGUGAUGUGAUUUGAGUAUUGGAACUAUGACUAUGAUUGCAGUAUUCUGAUUUUCAUUGGUAUUGUACCCUGUCUUAUGAAAUUUUCUUUUUUGUUUGACAUGAAAUGAGCUUCUUUGCAAGUGUACAAUAGUGAACUCUAAAUCUUUACAGAAAAAGGUUUGAAAGAGAGUCUCAAAAUUGUUGCUUUUGUUUUAUCUUGUCAGUACAGUUGAGGCGAUGAGGUUACCUUCUUCUAAUCUUUUUCUUUUUCCCACUUUUAAACCUGUUGUGUUUAUGGCAAAAUAUAGCCAUUGUUUAACUUAUUCAGCUUAUUGUGAUUACUUGAUAUAUGUACUUCAAUUCCUCUGCAUUUUUUUCCACGAACAAUGAGUGCAGUUGAGAUGCUAACACAUGGAUCAAGUCAUCUUUUUCAGCCCUAGUCUUGUAAGUGUUUUGACAAUCCUUGAGAUAGCUACUGCAGUGUGAAUAAAGGCAUCACUCAAAUUGUCA